Messenger RNA from Diaporthe batatas, 1189 nucleotides. RefSeq lists its product as uncharacterized. Gene Ontology annotation, molecular function: nucleotidase activity. The coding region runs from base 146 to 1090 and encodes 314 amino acids. The transcript is spliced from 3 exons. The record is from RefSeq and is a predicted model, not a curated record. Lineage: Eukaryota; Fungi; Ascomycota; Sordariomycetes; Diaporthales; Diaporthaceae.
CUUAUCAGAGGGACUGCCGGAUCGUGAGAGUCGGCGACCUCGUCCGUUCUUGCCCACUUGACAAAGCCCCUACUCUUCUCUCCUUCUUUGCUUUGUGAUUUCGUUUCUUCGUAGCCCUUCUCCGGGGUAAACUUUCUCGCCCACAAUGGGUGUCCGGUCUUUUGUCAAGCACUCAGCCCUGCUCGCCCUUGCGGUUGCAAGCAGCAAUGGCAUUCGAAUUAUACAAUCCAACGACGAUGGCUGGGCAGAAUUGAACAUACGCGAGUUCCAUGACAUGCUCAUCGAUGCAGGCCAUGAUGCCGUCGUGUCGGCGCCGGCCGAGAACAUGUCCGGCAAAGGCUCCAGCGAUGAGGACCCGAAGCCUCGUACCGAGGCCUGCCAGUACGACAGCUGCCCAGCGGGCACCAACACGACGGUCGGCAGCAACGCGACAGACCCGACGCUGAACUGGGUCAACUCGUUCCCUGCGACGUCGAUGCGCCUGGGUCUCAGCGAGACCGGCCCGGGCGUGUGGGGCGAAGGACAGAAGGCCGAGCUUGCCGUGACGGGGCCCAAUGUGGGUUCGAAUCUGGUCGUCCAGGUACCAUUUUCAGGGACUGUGGGGUCCGCUUGUUACGCGGCACAUGAGGCCGGCGUCCCAGCCAUUGCCUUCAGCGGGCUGAGCAACUCGAGCCUGGGACUCUUGGGCGGCAACGCGGCGUGGGACGCGAGCCCAGCCCCGGGAAGCAGCGCCGUGUUCGCGGAGCUCGCGCUCAACCUCACCACGCGCAUCAUCGGCUCCGGCGCCCCUUACCUGCCUGCCGACACGUUCCUGAACGUGAACAUGAUGGCGCCCAUCGGGGAGUGCGCCGACCCCGCCGCGUACAAGUGGGUGCUCACCCGUAUCAACCCGAGCACGCCGCUGCUCUCGUCGGCGGACGUGAAGCUGUGCGACCGCGAAACGCUGCCUCAGGAGACGGAGGUGGUGCACGCCUCGAGCGGGUGCUUCGUCAGCGUCAGCGUUGGCGACUGCAGUGACAAGACCACGGCGGCGGCGGACGUGCAGCAAGCUGUCGUCGAUAAGAUCGGAGACAUGCUGUCGUGUUUCUAAGGGCUCGGACUGUUUCCACUUGCUGAGAUACCCGAUUCAUCGGUUCGCCUGGCGUGCAUCUUCACUUCUCAUGUAGCUAUAUGUAUUAUUCUCGACUUG